ACUAGUAGUUAAUCACUAACACCGUUAGCAAAUAGCAACCACCGUGACAUGGCGGCCUCCUCUUCCACGGUAACGAACUUAAUCUCCACCGUCCAUCACGACAUCAUAGAAUCCCACAUCCUGACACGUCUCGACGGCCCAACCCUAGCCUCCGUCUCCUGCACCUCCUCACACCUCCACAAGCUCGCUUCAAACGAGCUCCUCUGGUCCAAACUCCGCCGCUCCACGUGGCCUUCCACCGCCGCCAUCUCCGCCGAUGAUUCCCGCCUUUUUUUCUCCGACGCAUACUCCGUCCUCGACAACGCCGGUCCAGUCUCCGAUCUCGACCGUCCGUUCCCGGAGCUGAUCUCCGCCGUGGAUGUCCACUACAGAGGGAAACUGGUUUUGAGUAGAGUGGUGAAGACGGAGACGACGACGGCGUGGUUCCGUAGCUCGCCUCUUCGGAUCGAUCUCGUGGAUGCGAAGGAGACGGUGCCGACGACGGCGAUCGAGGGAGGAGGAAGGUGGACGGAAGACACGUGUCGUGAUCUAGAGCAUGGUCUGACGUUGAGCUGGAUAGUGAUCGAUCCGAUAGGGAAGCGAGCGGCGGAUCUUUCGAGUCACAGGCCGGUGACGGUGCAGAGAAACUGGCUGAGCGGUGGAGUGGAGGCGAAGUUCGCGACGGUGGUGGGGUCGGUGGAGUGUGUGGUAACGGUGGUCACGUGCGGGGAGGAGGAGGUGCACGUGAAGGAGGUGAGUCUGAAGGUGGAGAAGAUGGAGGGAACGCAUUUGAACGGGGAGGAUAGUUUGGUCAUUUUGAGGAGUGUGAUGGAGGGUAAAAGAGGAAAUGGAGGAAGGAGAGAAGUUGAGUCAAAGAGGAGACACGAGGAGUUUAUGGAGAAGAGGAGAGAUGUGAAAGAGAAGACGAUGAGGGUAGAAUUGGUAUUUGACGUUUUAACGGUAGCUGUUGGGAUUUUAGGUUUUGUAUCGCUUGUUGGGUUUUAUCUUUGGUCUCGGUGACUUUGAUUUUAUCAAAUUCAAGAAGCAGUUAGAUGAAUUCUCAGAACUAAAAAUGGGAUAUUGAUCGGAACCGAACCGAACCAAAAAGGUUUUCAGUUCAAGUGCGGUUAUGAAUUCGAAUUCUAACAAAAAUUCUAAAUCAAACUAACCAAAUUUCAAAUCAAAAUAAAAUAUAAUAACCCAU
This is a messenger RNA of Eruca vesicaria subsp. sativa (arugula), 1183 nucleotides long. The record is from the annotation of a GenBank genome assembly. NCBI's taxonomy places the organism in Eukaryota, Viridiplantae, Streptophyta, Magnoliopsida, Brassicales, Brassicaceae.